Toxotes jaculatrix (banded archerfish) is the source of this 6866-nucleotide messenger RNA. It is a transcript of the gene tgfb5, whose product is annotated as transforming growth factor, beta 5. Bases 3499 to 4758 code for a protein of 419 amino acids. The record is from RefSeq and is a predicted model, not a curated record. Gene Ontology annotation, biological process: BMP signaling pathway; transforming growth factor beta receptor signaling pathway; SMAD protein signal transduction. Lineage: Eukaryota; Metazoa; Chordata; Actinopteri; Toxotidae. The transcript has 7 exons. Gene Ontology annotation, molecular function: cytokine activity; type II transforming growth factor beta receptor binding; growth factor activity. Gene Ontology annotation, cellular component: extracellular region.
GGCCAGAUGACGUGGCAGUGGCUUGUCUAUAUUUGGCUUUGAGGAAAAGAGGCAGAAAAAGCAGGCAGGCUAGAAGUUGUUUUUGAGGAAGUCUUUUUUUUUUUUCUUUCUUUCUUUUAAGCCACACAUUACAGCACACACACACGCAUACGUACACACAAACAACACUCCACCUGGGCAGACUCCUGUGAUCUGAGAUGCCCCACAGUGUGUCUGAUCUUUUUAAGAACAUAGUUGAAAGAAAGAGUUUAUGUCCACAAAGAGAAAUUGUGUCUUUCCAGUCAUUUCUGGUUGUCUGAGAUGGUGCAGCAGCAGCAGCAGCAGUCAAGUUGGGACAGGAGCGUGUUUGUUCGCAGGCGGUGUUAUCAUUUUUAGAAACCUUGCCAGGACAGACGAUGAAGGGGGGGGUUUGCCCUGACCAGAAGCCUCGAGGCAGCCUGAGUCUCUCCUACCUUUCCCUUCUACUUACAGCAAUUACAGGCCUGCACCCGCAACUAUAAUAACGGUAUAAUGGGAUGGCAGCAGAGCAGCAAUAAAAGCCACCCCUGACAGAUUAACAGUCCUCUCCAAGUUCUGAACUGUAAUUAACAAUGAGACCGAAGAGGAACAGAGAGGAAAGAAAGGAGCUGGAUUGAAAGCUUGAAAAGAUAAAGAUAAAAAGGGAUGGGCUCUCUGUGGAGUGAUUUAAUAAAAUUAGGAUAAGCCUUUAACCCUCAGCAGUGAAUGAGUCUAAGCUGGAAAUCGCACUGAGAUCCCGACUAAAGCUGCAUUUUGAAAUCACUGGAAUCGACUUAUACAUCUAAUUUCUCCCUCUUCCAUUCUGACAUUUUGGCGCUUGAAGAUUUAGUUUGACAUGUUGGGAAAUAAUCUCGUCUGUGCAGAAGUCUGAAGCUACAAGCGACAGCAAGCAAAGAUUCACUUAACAAAUCGACGGAAAAAAAGUUAGCCAGGCUUAGGUAACACAAUCCACCCACUGUAUAAAAACCAGGCAGUUAUGUACCAGUCAAUUUCAGUAACUUCCAGCAGGUCCAAGCCAAAAACAAUUGUCCGGUGUUGCACUGUUGUCUGCGAACACCUCGAAGUCAGAGUACAGGGGGCGCUGUUGGCAUGGUUGGUAGAGCUGGGAAGGAUUCUCAUGUUCACGACUUUUGAGUGUUCACGUCAUGUGGCAACUCAAGACCGUUUGUUGUGAACACACAGGCAAUUGUGUGACAGUUAAAAAUAUUGUGCGUUGACAGUUUGAUGCUGCGUUCACGCAAUGUUGGCAGAAUGGGAAGAGUGGGAAUAACACCUGUUAUUCCAAUUUGGUGUUCAUGCAUUAUUCCAAGGUGGUUAGCCCUGUCCUUAGUGCUAACCUUGUAGUAACACCAGUUUGAUACCAAGAGAAACCGGAUACAACAGCCUACUAAUAUAAUGAGCUCAAUUGUACAAGUAGUUGUUGCUAUUCUGCUUCAUUCUGCUGUGCUUCUGUUGACCUCUGUUGCAUCCAGUAAUUAUCAAGAACAUGGUGUUUCUCUCACCUUGUUUAAAGACUGAAUAACACCAAAGAUAUUUAUCAGGGGUGAACAGAAGCACAGCAGAAUGAAGCUCACAUUUUCUGACACGGGCUGAACAGAAAGUGCGACUCUGCUGUGUCUGGAAGUGGAACAAAAAUAUGCAACAUGUUAGGAAUUUGCCCUGUCUUUAACCCAACUCAAAUUAAAUUGCAUGUCUUUUUUCUGCUUCAUAUCUGCUCUGUAAAAUCACAUGUCCUGUAAAAAGAAACCAAAAGGGGGAAAUUUAUAUUUUCAAUUUUUUAUUUUUGUUUAUUUAUUUAUUUUUUGUUUCAUGGGGGCAUCCACUAGUUAGGCAUUAAUCCAGUGAAGUCCUCUGGUUUGAGUCUAGAAAUGCGACAAAAUUGUGAUUAAUAGCAGCAACUGCUUAUACAAAAUAAGGCUCUGAUCUCACCAUGCAGACAUGAGAGGUGGAGCGUUUAUCAAUCUUCUCAUCUAAUCCUCUGUAAUAAAGAGAAUAAGCAUAUUUCUAAAAAUGCAGAACUAAUCCUUUAUGCCUGAUAUGCCCUCAGGAGAUGUUUACCUGUGGCGAGAGGGUGGUGCAGGCAUUUUUGUGGCGAGCAGAAAUUGCAAAAUGUGUGUGUAUCUCUGUGUGUGCCUCCUCUAGUGAGGGGAAGAUGGCUCUUGCCUACAUAAUCACACACUCCCUUCACUUUGGUGGCAACCCGCCCCACCUCCACCACCACCACCACCACCUCUCUCUACAUCCAGUCCCUCCCUCCCAGACUCCUUCUGUCUGAGUCUCUGUGCAUUUCUCACAGAGGAUCUGCAGAAUAAUGGAGUCACAUCAUGCAGCAGGUCUCCGUGUUUUCAGCAGAGCUUUCACCCCAGCAGGCAUCAGGCUGGAGCUUAUUUAACCUGGGGAUCUGUAAUUUACUGUAAAGUUUACUGUUUUUUUUCUGAAAUUCACAGCACAAGGACUUCUUUCAUAUAUUUUUCUGCGUCAUGUCUUUUUAUGUCGUCUGACGUCUUCUGUGUUUUGAUGUUUAUGUGAGGGGGAUUAACAGGCCCACCAUGGUUUUUCCAACAUAAAUCAACCGUUUUUCCUACGUUUUGGUGCAGGCUGCCUCUGUUUACCUAUAACAGGGAAUGGGAGGAUCUCACUGGGUUUUUUUUUUAUAAGGCUGUAACUAGGUUUUCUCGAAGCGGGUAUGGGCCAGUUUUUUGCGCCACAGAUGGGUCUUUCGGUGGUAAAAGCACAGGAACCCUGCUGCUUCAGAUGAAGUGAGCAGCCCAGGUUUUGGUUUGGAGGAUUUGCGACAUGGGCUGAGCUCCUGUGAUGACUUUUUUCUCCUGAAAGCUGUUGAAUUAUCCGAGGAUGGACGACGGAGACGGAUAAAAAACAAACGUAACUAACAGACUGUAGUUUAAUAUCUUCACCUUUACUUGCUGAAAGCGCGCGCGCACCGGCGCGGAACAACACCGGAGUUUUGGAGCGCACCAGACUGGAACUGAAGCGUCAGCCAAAUUUCCGAUCACUAAAUUGGAGGUUUUUACAGUGGAGUUUGGUUGUUGUAUCAUAUCAUUUGGCAUUUAAAGGCAGUUCUCUUCAGUACUGAUUUCAUGAAUAUAGUUUCUUUUAGAUUUAUUAACUUAAACGUAGACUCUAAGGAAUAAAUGACAAUGCGUCUUUAUGUGUGUGGUACAGGCGCACGUAUGAACAAUGUUAUAAAAUUACCAUAGCAGAAUAAAUGUGAAGUCAGCAGAUGUGGUUUUCCUUUUCCACAUGAAGUGGUUUUGACCAAAAUACUCUGUUAGAGCUGGAUAUUGGAUUCUUGGGGUUUUGGAGGCAUUGGUUUAACCCUCAGGUUUAAUUCUUAAAUCACUUCACGCUCAUAUUUCUUCGUGCUUGGCUUUGAGACUCAGCCGUUAGUCACAGUCCACCACAGUGACCUUCGUUGUUUCAGCUGGAUUUCCCUCCUUCCCUACGUCUCCUCGCCGGACAAUGUGGCUCCCCCGCCUCGCGCUGCUGCUGCUGAUCCGGUUCUCCGGUGUGUUGCUAGUGGAGGGGCUCAACACGUGCCAGUCCAUCAACCUGGACGCACAGAAAUCCCGGCGCAUCGAGGCGGUCCGUGGACAGAUCCUCAGCAAGCUCCGCAUCCGCAGCCCGCCGGACGAUGACGACGCUCCGCCGCCUGGCCCGGUGCCCCCGGAGGUCAUUCUGCUGUACAACAGCACGCGGGAGCUGCUCAAAGAGCGCGCGCGUCUGGCCGAGUCCGCGUGCGAGCGCGAGAGCAGCGAGGAGGACUAUUACGCCAAAGAGGUGCAGAGGAUUGACAUGCUGCCCCCCCGCACCGACACAAAUGCUGUGCAGCCAGUGGCACCCAGCCCCCACUACAGAGUCGUCCACUUUGACGUCAGUGGAGUCGACCUGACCAACAGCACCCUGGUCAUGGCUGAGUUCAGGAUCUUCAGAGCUCCCAACCCGCAGGCCCGGGCCUCAGAGCAGAGAGUGGAGAUCUUUCAGCUGCUGAAGCCAGAUGAAGACAGCACCUCCACUCAGCGUUAUAUUGAUUCCCGCACGGUUCAGCCGAGGGCAAAAGGAUCCUGGAUCUCUGUGGAUGUCACAGAGACCAUUAAAGACUGGCUGUCAGAUCCAGAGAAUAAUCUUGGCCUGAAGUUGGGUGUCCACUGUCCCUGCUGCACUUUCGUCCCAUCCACCAACAACAUUGUUCCCAAUAAGAGUGAGGAACUGGAGGCCCUGUUUGCGGGUGUGGAUGACGAGCAGCUUCGUCAGAUAAGAAAGCCCGGUCAGGUUAAAGGCCAGGCGGAUUUCAGCACCAAGACUCCACACCUCAUCCUCACCCUGCUGCCCAGUGACAGAGUCGACAACCCAGCCAAAAAGAACCGCAAGAAGAGGGCAGCCGCGACAGACUCCUCGACAUGCUCCCGUGGCUCAGACCAGGGCUGCUGCUUGCGCUCGCUCUAUAUCGAUUUCAGGCGGGACCUCAACUGGAAGUGGAUCCAUGAACCCAAAGGUUACAAAGCUAACUUCUGUGCGGGGAACUGUCCUUACCUCUGGAGUGCCAACAACCACUACAACAUGAUCCUGCCCCUGUACAACAAGCUGAACCCUGAGGCCUCUGCCUCACCCUGCUGCGUUCCUCAGGACCUGGAGCCCCUUACCAUCAUGUACUUCAUAGGCCGCACACCACGUGUUGAGCAGCUCUCCAACAUGGUCGUCAAAUCCUGCAAGUGCCGCUGAGAGAAGCGAGUUCAGAGGAAGAGGUGAGGGGGGGAGGACAGAGAGGAGGAGAACCAUUACAGGACUAAACCUACAAACUGCUUCGCUCAGGGGGAAAUAAAGACGAGAGGACAGAUGGAUCCUUUGCGCAUUAAUCUUCGCUGUUUGAUCUUCUUUAGCAGAUUUUUGAGAUGUUAUUUUUUUACGCUACCUGACUCAAAUAUCAGGAUUUUGCUCCCAUUCUUUAAGAGGCAUGAAAACUUUUCAGAUCAUAUUCCCUCUCUCUCUGGAACUUUCCAUCUGAUAUAGGACACUGUAAAUAUGACAACAAAGCUGAAUUAAACCUGUACUUGGAAAUUAAAAAGGGGGUGUUGUGUGAUUUGGCCACAUUUGGUCUGUCUGCUGCAUAAAAAAAGAUUCUUUUUUAUCAGGAUUUUAAUUACCCCUCCGUCGAGUUCCUGCAGCCGUGGGCAGCUUGAUGUGUGCUUGUUUGCUUUAGGUUUGAAGGUGUUGAUAGGAAGGAGGCGGCGUGGAAAGGUUUGCAGACGGAGAUCUUGAGGCGAGGGAGGCAGGGAGCAGAUAGAAAAGAGAGAGAGGAGCUGUGUCCAGGCAGAGGCCCUGCCAGCUCUCUGCGGUCCCGGGCUGAAAUCUGCCCGGCGUAAACAGGAUGUGAAAGAUUUCCAGACACCGACCCGACCACUCACGGAACGCUAGAUUUAAAUGCUCCCCUCAUCUCCUCUGUCUCUCUCACUCUCUCUCUCUGUUGCUCGAGGUUCUGGGAUUUGUGGUGGGAGGAGAGAGGGAGAAAAGAGAGGCUUUGAAAAUGAGACGUGGGAUGAUAGGGCUGUAUUUGGAACGGCUACAAGUUCGGAAGGUGGUAUUUUGCAGUCUUAGCAAAUUUGUAACUAUUUGGGUCUGGCUCAGAAAUUCCGUAAUCACACUGUCAUGCUCAUUUUCUGAAUGUGCAUUCAUUAUCUUAUUGUAAAAAGCUGUUGACUCAUUGCUGUUCCUAUGCUAUGAUUAUAUUCUGUCAUACCUGUGUUUAUCAUCAGUCUCACUGAUUCACUCACGCACAAACACACACGCACACGCGAGUCUCUCUCUCUCUCUCUCUCUCUCUCUCUCUCUCUACACCCAAGUGUCCACAUUGACCACUUUUGAUAGAAUGUCUAAAUGCUGAAAAUAAAAAACAUCCCCAGGGCUCAUUUUAAAUAUAGGCUCUCUGGUAUGCCAGUGGUUUGUGUGUGUGUGUGUGUGUGUGUGUGUACGUGUGUGAGAGAGAGAGAGAGAGAGAGAGUGUGUGAGUGAGAGACAGAGAGCAACUGGGUGUGCUGUGUGUGUGUAUGUAGCUGGUGAGGUCAUGCGUGAUAGCACAGAAAAUACUUCCUGAAUUUAAUUGUGAUUGUGUAUGUGUGUGAAAAACAUCUGGAGGCAGAUGUUCUGUCUGUGACCCUGCUGAAAGUUGUGAGAUGCAGAUAUUUCAUAUUUUGAGGCGUUUUGAAAACCCGAUGGACAGUAAAGUUUUAGUGGAAUAGGAUGUAGUCCAGUUUGAGCUUGUCACAACAACAUCUGGUCAUAGAUGUAUUACCUGAGCCAGUGGGUUUCAUGCAUUCACUCAUCUUACUGCUCUGCCACAGGAAACACUUGUUUCUGAAUUCCUGGCAAAUGUUGGUUAAUAACCUUAUGUAACUGGACACCUCAAACACUGAAUUUACCACCAAGGAUAGGUCCAAAGAUAGAGACAAAAAAAAAACAAGAAAAACAUUAACCUCUGAUGCUGUCCAGUCAUAUAGGUAGUUUUGAUUUGUCUCUGAGGUUGAUGCCUCCACACGUAUUCAGUAGAGGUAAAUGGGGUUUAGUUUUUGGUGGCCUGAUAAUCAGGCAGAAUGGCAGUUAUGUGUUCAGCUCAUUAUUCAGUCUGUUACUGUGAUCAUUUUAGCCAUUUUCUGUUCAUCCUGUCAUCAUUUCAGCUGACACAGACGUCACAUCCAGACAGACCUCUGCAGUGCUAGUUUUUCCAUUUCUUAGUUGUAAUCUCUGACGCCUCUGUUUAGCUUGCAAACAUCUUGGGCUUAUGGGAAAUGGUGUUCUUUAAAAACUGCUAAAAAUAAAUACUGAAUAAACGACAA